AUGCCGGGAUAUGAAAAAUUCAUGAAGGAGUUGGUUACUAGGAAUAGAAGCAUGUACUUCGCAACAAUUGAAGUUUCUCAUAAUUGUAGUGCCAUUAUGACUAGCGAUGUGAUUACAAAGAAGGAGGAUCCAGGGGCAUUCACUAUCCCAUGUACCAUUGGUAUGCUCCGAUUUUCCAAAGAUUUAUGUGAUUUGGGGGUGAGCAUAAGCUUGAAUCCCUAUGCAAUCUUCAAAAAUCUUGGGCUGGGUGAAUCGAAAUCCACAACAAUGCAGCUUUUGAUGGCGGACCAGUCGAUCAAACACCCUGUUGGGAUACUAUAUGACAUAUUGGUGAAGCUUGAUCGAUUUAUCUUUCCGGCUGAUUUUGUUAUUCUAGAUUGUGAAAUUGAUGCAGAAGUUCCAAUUAUUUUGAGCAGACCAUUAUUGGCAACCAAAAGAAAUCUAGUGGAUGUUGAAAGUGGUGAGUUAAAGUUCUGGGUAAAUGAAGAGGAGUUCACCUUAAAUGUGUGCAAAUCACUGAAUCCACCUUGUGACAUUCAUGUAGUUUCAAUGAUUGAUGAAACAGUAGCUAGUGUGACUGAAAUGAUGUGUAUGGGUGAACCUCUUGUGGCUGUUCUUUCGAAUUAUGAUGAGACCGAAGUUCAAGGGUAUGACCAACUGGUAGCUGCUCGAUCGGGACUAGCUGUGUACUCAAGAAACCCAUUGAAGCUAGAUAUUGAUAUAAAGAAGCGAGAGAGUCCUCCUGCUAAACCAUCCACAGAGGCCCCUGCAAAGCUUGAGUUGAAAGUGCUCCCUGCUAAUCUUCGGUAUGCAUUCUUAGGGACGAAUAAUACCUUGCCCAUUAUCAUUGUAGCGGAAUGGAUUGAGUGGCAAGUGAAAUUGCUUAUUGAAGUGUUAAAGCGUUACAUCAAGGCAAUAUGA
Solanum tuberosum (potato) is the source of this 921-nucleotide messenger RNA. RefSeq lists its product as uncharacterized. The record is from RefSeq and is a predicted model, not a curated record. The transcript has a single exon. Lineage: Eukaryota; Viridiplantae; Streptophyta; Magnoliopsida; Solanales; Solanaceae. Bases 1 to 921 code for a protein of 306 amino acids.